This is a messenger RNA of Cyprinodon variegatus (sheepshead minnow), 418 nucleotides long. RefSeq names its product dpy-30, histone methyltransferase complex regulatory subunit (gene dpy30). Lineage: Eukaryota; Metazoa; Chordata; Actinopteri; Cyprinodontiformes; Cyprinodontidae. The record is from RefSeq and is a predicted model, not a curated record. The transcript has 5 exons. Bases 31 to 348 code for a protein of 105 amino acids. Gene Ontology annotation, cellular component: Set1C/COMPASS complex.
GGAUUCUGUGCGCAUCUCUCCACAGCAAACAUGGCGGACGAUCACACAGAAGCUGAACAGCCCAUGGAGACACACACACCUGUGAGUAACACACACACACCUGUCCCUGAAAUCCCGCAUGAGUUCAGCCUGGCAGAGAACCUCCAGAGGACGACGGAGAACGAGAAGCUCUCAAAGCAGAUGGUGGAACUGCUGGCGCUCCCGACCCGAGCCUACCUGGACCAGACCGUGGUUCCCAUCCUGCUGCAGGGCCUGGCAGUGCUGGCCAAGGAGAGGCCGUCGAAGCCCAUCGAGUAUCUGGCCAUGUAUCUGCUGAAGAACAAAUCCCAGUUUGAGGACCGGAAUUAAAGCCUCUGCCGCUCCUGCUUGUUUAUGAUCCGUGUUUUUCGUUUUGUUUGUUUUUAAAUCUAGAAUAAAA